This is a messenger RNA of Prunus armeniaca (apricot), 483 nucleotides long. Lineage: Eukaryota; Viridiplantae; Streptophyta; Magnoliopsida; Rosales; Rosaceae. The record is from the annotation of a GenBank genome assembly.
AUGGUCUCUAUAUUUAUCCUCCUUUAUGCAGAAAAUUGGCAAGAACUUGUUCAAAGAAUUAAGUCCAAGGGCAUGAAGCCAGGUGUGGCAUUAAAGCCCGGAACACCAAUCGAAGACGUUUAUCCUCUGGUUGAAGGUGAAAAUCCCGUGGAAAUGGUCCUUGUUAUGACUGUAGAACCUGGAUUUGGUGGACAAAAAUUCAUGCCAGAAAUGAUGGAGAAGGUGCGCACGCUGAGAGAAAGGUACCCUUCGCUAGAUAUAGAGGUAAGGUUUUUUUCCCGGGGACGAGGGGAUAUGCAUCUCAUUAGUGACAACGGCAUUACGCAGGUAGAUGGUGGCCUAGGGCCUUCAACCAUUAACACGGCAGCUUCGGCCGGAGCCAACUGCAUAGUUGCUGGAAGUUCAGUGUUUGGAGCCUCAGACCCUAGUGCAGUAAUAUCCCUUUUGAGAAGUAGUGUUGAGGAAUCUCAACACAAAAGUUGA